GACGAAGAUGCAUUAAUCUGAUUCGCAUCUCACUGUGUCUGUAUUUGGUUCUUUAGGGUUCUAAGGCUCGAAAACUUCAAUCCCUCGUUUUCUCCGCUCCCCAAACUCCUUCAUCGAAUCACUGAGAAGGAAUAAAACGAAGAUGACAACUGUGAGCCUUACCUCCCCAUCUAUUGUUAAAGCUGCAAUCCCCAACUGGUUUACAACUUCCAUAGUCAAGGCACCAUCAUAUCUUGGUUCCGUUAAAACCAUCUCUAAAUCUUUUGGCUUGAAAUGUUCCUCGAAUCAUCGAACAACAAUGGCAAUGUACAAGAUUAAGCUUGUUGGGCCAAAGGGUGAGGUGAACGAGUUCCAAACCUCGGAAGAUGAGUACAUUUUAGAGGCAGCUGAGGCAGCAGGAGUGGAACUGCCCUAUUGUUGCAGAGCUGGAGCUUGCUCCAUAUGUACUGCAAAGGUUGUUUCGGGCUCGGUGCAUCAACCGGACGCUAUCUACCUCGAGGAUGAUCAAGUCAAGGAGGGUUAUAUGCUGACUUGUGUUUCGAAGCCGGCCUCGGACUGUGAGAUUCACACUCACAAGGAACUUGAUCUUUAUUCUCCAUCAAAAUGAUCCUUUUGACCAGAUAUUUGGGGGGUAAUAAAAUGUGUUUAGGGUCUGGGAAGUAGUUGUGUGGAGCUCUUGGUAGCAAUGUAGAGGGCUUUCAUGGACAAUGAGUUUUUCUACUGUUGCAUGUAACGUCUAUUUAAGAAUGUCAUUUUAUAAUUUCUAUCGUUUUCUCUUUUA
Hibiscus syriacus is the source of this 781-nucleotide messenger RNA. Its product is annotated as ferredoxin, root R-B2-like. The transcript is spliced from 2 exons. Gene Ontology annotation, biological process: electron transport chain. NCBI's taxonomy places the organism in Eukaryota, Viridiplantae, Streptophyta, Magnoliopsida, Malvales, Malvaceae. Gene Ontology annotation, molecular function: electron transfer activity; 2 iron, 2 sulfur cluster binding. Gene Ontology annotation, cellular component: plastid. The record is from RefSeq and is a predicted model, not a curated record. The coding region runs from base 143 to 607 and encodes 154 amino acids.